AUGUCGUCCACCAACCGGCGUGACAAAACGGCCGCCCUCCCUGCCGAGCAAGCCAACAGCGGCAGCAUACCUACUGUGCAGCCUGAGUCCGUGAUGUCGUCCGAACAGGACGUCGUCGAGCCCAAAGGUCCUGGAAAUGCCGUGGCUCACUCCUUUGGCACCUACACUGACGUGAUGUCACCCGAGAUGAGCCACCUAGAAGUCGUUUCCGUCCCCAGCUCGCUCGCUUCCUCUUCCACUCAGCGCGCGCCUUCGACCUUCUCAGACAACGCCCGCGUUGAUGCCAACAUCGCCCGUGAUUCGCUUUUGACCACCUCGGCCAUCCGUACAUCAACGACAUCAUCCAGAGAGGCUGCCACUGCUGCACACAGUGCCCAUUAUCCGAUUGCCUCCUCAUCUGAUGCUCAAGCAGCCGAGCCAUCGGCUGCUGAUGGUUAUGAGGUUGCCAUUGCACGGAUCCAUGGCGAGGAUACAAUCGAUCAGCAGGAGCCUAAUGGUCUAGACAACACCUCGGCCGUUGUGUCUCGGAAGCGCUCCAAAGCUCCAGCUGAUGAACCUCGUAAGCGCUCGAAGCACUUGGUAUCGGCGCAUGACGAGCCGGCGCAGGAUACUGGAGAAGGUGGCGGUUUGGAGGGAAAGGCGAUGGCUGAUAACGAUGUAGUUGGGGAGGAGCAAGAAGAACAAGCGGACCAAGUCUUGCCUUACCGCUCGUUCAAGCCGAUCAAGUUGCCAAAGCGCUCGAAUCAAGAUGCAUCCAAGCUCUAUGAUAGGCAGCCUAAAGCAGAAGCCCCCUCGACGUGGUACGGCACGAUGUCUUAUGAGGACUCAAUCAUCACUUUCUUGUGCGACGAGGAGGGCUUGAGCUACCAGGACACCGUGAAGCGUUUCAAGAAGGUGUUCCCAAAUGGGCUCAGCGUAGAAAUGAUUCGCAAGCGUCAUAUCGCUGCUCUCGACAAACAGCUUCAGGAAUACGGCCUCAAAGAUCCAGAGGACGUCCCUGUCGCGACGGAAGCUGAGGAGCGUAGAGGUAAGAAGCGCGGGGCGAAGAAGGAGAAGGCAUCCUCUAACACCAACGCGAACAACAACCAAAUCAACCAAGCUGUUCAAGGCAAAGGCCAGGCUUCGAGUGCCCCCACCACGGCCGAAACCGCCCAGGGUACGAUUGAGGCCGCUCAAGGACCCGCUCGACUCAGCCUCGAUGGUGCCCAGCCGCGUUUUGUCCGCGACGCUCCCUUCAGGCAGCUAGAGAUGACGGCGAUCGUUGUGUGUAGAGACCUCUUCGGGAUGGAAUUUCCAGAAAUUCGCGACUUGCUGAACAUUAGGUUCAGGUGGUCCCUCAGUCCGAGCAAGAUCAUUCAGUACUACCAUUUCGCGCGUCCGGCAGCUUACGGCAGCCUGGAAUUUGGCUACCGUAAUAUCGAGGACUUCCCUGAACAAGGUGAGCUGGAUGAGAAGAAGCGUAUUGAGGCGGUCGCUAAUAUCCUCGUGGGGCUCUCUCGGGGAGGUGCUAUGGGUGAGCAGCAGGUCGUCAAGAACCCGCAGACCAACAGCAAGGCCGGCGACGGUCAGGAGGCAACGGGCCCCGGUAAUGUCGACAGUGCUAACUCCAACGCUACACAAACGUAUCACGAGCGCGAGGUCGAUGUGGGCAAGGCUCUGUUGCAGUUGCGUGCCCAGCCAGUCGAGAAGGAUAUGACGGCAAAGUCCCGAGAGGCGACCAUUGCCAGGCAUCAUGACUAUGACAACAAGGAUCCGACCGGUACACGUGACCUGUCCGCUUAG
Messenger RNA from Didymosphaeria variabile, 1782 nucleotides. RefSeq lists its product as uncharacterized. Bases 1 to 1782 code for a protein of 593 amino acids. Lineage: Eukaryota; Fungi; Ascomycota; Dothideomycetes; Pleosporales; Didymosphaeriaceae. The transcript has a single exon. The record is from RefSeq and is a predicted model, not a curated record.